GCUCGGACAGUUGGGGGUUGAGCAAUCAGUGCUGGGCAAAAAACUUCUGGCCAGGACUGAACUUCCUUCCUCGACUGUGAGCUUUUAUAAAUGGGGAUUAUGUUCAGUUUCUCAGUCGGUGAAUCGUCUUUGGAUCUGUUUAAACCAUCGUCGCUCCUUCUUCUAACAUUCACAUCAUGACUGUUGUAACGCGAGUUGCGCUUUUGUGCGUGGUUUUCCUCUGCGGGCUGGAGGACAGGGCGCAGACCCAGCGCAUACGCUGCGACAGGGCUUCGUGUUUGUGGCUCCACCGUGAGCCGCGGGACUUUGCGGGUGCGCAGAAAGGCUGCACAGACCCCAACACGCAGUUGCUCGCACUCACUUUGCGGGAAGCAGAGAUGUCACUCCCGGGUUUGAUGAGAGGCAGCAGCGGUAGUUACUGGCUGGAGCUGCGCAGCAACAGCACCGACAGCCCGGUGGACGAAGCAGCGGCGGGUCAACACUGCUUCGCCGUGUCCAUGUCCGGGCCAUACAACGUCACAGUGUCACGGGAGCAGUGCCGUAACAAGCAGGACGGGUUUCUGUGCCGCACCACAUUACAGGGUACCUGCAGUCCCCUGCAGACAACUGCAGACACGCUGGUGACUUUCACCACUGCACACAUCGGUUUGGAGGUCAUAGAAUCGGAAAAUCAUCCAGAAGGAACCAUCGCUGUGGUGGAAAAGUUUCAGUUUAGUGCUGAACAUCCACACGCAAAGUAUUUGUGUUUUCAAGGGAGGUGGCUGCAGGCUCCAUGGAGGUGUGAGGUGCUGGAGGGCGGCUGCGAUCCCAGCUGCAACAGAACAACCAACACCUGCACCUGUCCCACGGGAAAAACUCUACAUCCCAACAGCAUCACCUGCACCUUCGCCAGCGAGCCACAGGGGGGCGACUCUACUGCUAGCACAUGCGCCACAGGCUACAUGCUGACGCUGGACAGGAAGCGGUGCGUGGACGUGGACGAGUGCAAGGACGGCAAUCUGUGCACGAGGGCGGGCGAGGAGUGUCUGAACAUGGACGGAGGCUACGAGUGCACGUGCAAAGACGGCUACGACAGAGAGGACGGCGUGUGCGUGGAUUUCUCCAUAUGCUCCAAGUGCGAGCACAUGCGGUGCAUGAUAUCCAACGGGAGUUAUGUGUGUGCGUGCAGGAAGAGUUACAAGGUGUCCCCCCUGGACCCCACCAAGUGUUUACACCUCUGCGAGGAGGAGAGCUGUGUGGCUGAGUGCAUCUCAGAGGAGGAGAAGGGCGAGAAGGUGUUGAACUGCUUCUGUCCCAUCGGCUUCAUCAAAGACCACAGGAACGACAUGGACUACUGCACCGACAUUGACGAGUGUGAGUCGGGGCCAUGUGAUCACAAGUGUGAAAAUUCAUUUGGCAGCUACAGGUGCUCGUGCAAGAAGGGUUUCCAGCUGCACGGGGAAGGCAGGUGUGUCGCGGCCAGGGACAAGGAAGAGGAGAUGGGCAAGGAAGAGGAGAAGAGCAAGGAAGAGGAGAAAGGCAAGGAUGAGGAGAAGGAGGAUGGGGAUGACUCACCCUCUCCACCCCCAAAACACAGCAGCUCUCACCCAGUCACGCUGCCCUCUUACAUAAAGACCGGCAGCGUCCUGGGCAUCAGCAUGUUCCUGGCACUGUGCGCGGUGCUGCUGUGUCUCGUGGUGCGGAACAUGACGAGACGCUGCCGCAGCGUGGAGCUCCCCUCCUUCAAAGCCCCGGACAUAAAUGUGUUCUACCUGCAGCAGGUGACCACAGAGACCUACAAGAGGUUGUCCGUCGACAAGCAGUUCAAAAACGACCUGUCGAGACUGUGAACGCACCACUGACACACACUCACUCACUCACACACUCACUCACUCACUCACUCACAUGUAUAUUGUUAGGGCACGUUCAUGGGAGACGAUUUAUCUCUCAUUUUUAAUCAAAUGAAUUCAAAAAUAAGACUUUUAAGAGGAGGACACUGUUUCUGAAUGUGUAGAUUUACACAGUGAGCUGGUGAGGAUCAUUUUUGAGUUCUCACUCAGAAGAAUGUUAUAUAAGAAACAAAAGGUGUUUUUUUUAAUGUGUAUGUAAUGGUACUAAAUGGAAGGUGUAAUCAUUUUUGUCCGAUUAUGUUCCAUUUUCCUCCAAAAUGUUAAAAAAUGAUUAUGAUUAUUAGUUGACUAGUAAAUUUAAAUGAACUUUAAAUUAAUUUGGUUUUAUUCAAUUUUAAAUACACAAAGGAGUUCUAUGAUUUUACACUUUAUUAAAACUUAAGUUUGUUUUUUAGUUUUCUGACAUUUUAUACGACCAAACAUCUCAUCACUUCAUCAAAAAUUGCUGGUUAAAGAGAUAAUUGCACACCACAUGUCACAGGAGUGAAUGGAUUAACCACUCCCAACUGUUUGUCUACACUGUCUACAUGUACACGGCUGUUUAACAUUCAAUGUGCCUUUUUAUUUCAAGCUUCCUUUUUUAUCUUUUGAUAAAGUCACACUUUUAACUUGUUUAUAAAAAGGAGUCUAAAACACACUAAGACACUGGACCACCACUGUUUUUUGUAUUUUUCCCGUGGAUGCACUGGUUGCCACUGUUUUUGAGGCAGUUGUGAAAAAUGCUUUGGAUCUUUUUUUAUUAUUAUUUUUCCUCCACAUUCUUUAGAUAAACUGGCUAAAACAAAAGCAAAAUACAUUAGAAUGUAGAUACCAGUGAGUUUAAGGGAACCUGAUGCUGUUCACGUGAUGACUGUGAGCAUCGUUCAUUUUACAGCUUUGACAAAAAACCACAUUUUAAAGUGUCCAAAGUCGAUCACAUGAGCAAACGAGACAGUGCAUGUGUGCCAGAUGAAGGCAGACGUGCCACAGCUGUGUACUUUGUUACCACUGACAUUAACACGAGACUGAAUGUAACGUCAGCUCCUCUGUGUGACCUGCACGUCACGAGAGGCGAGUUCAAAAAAACCAUGAAUGUAUUGAAACUGCGCUGCUAAUGCAUUUACACUGACAUACAGAGCCAUGCACUUCCUAUGUAUCAUAGCCUUUUUGUAAACUGUAAUUUAAGAAAAGAAUAAACACUCACAGUGUUGUGAAA
Molecule: messenger RNA, 3084 nt
Organism: Solea solea (common sole)
Lineage: Eukaryota; Metazoa; Chordata; Actinopteri; Pleuronectiformes; Soleidae
Product: thrombomodulin-like
Exons: 1
Coding region: 177-1829 (550 amino acids)
Molecular function (GO): calcium ion binding
Source: RefSeq, a predicted model, not a curated record